GAGAUGGGUUUAUAGACCAGGACCGGAACACCAUUGGAGACCGCAUCGCAUCUUAUAUCCCAUCCGUCUGACGCUCACAACCUCGCCAUGUGGCCAAGCGGAAGAAACCUCCCCCCCUCCUCUCCACGCUGCCUCUCACGGCCUGAUAGGUAAUCAGCAAGAAUAGCCCAUGACAAAAAACCGAACCGCGACGCUACGGAGCUACGUGAUGGGCGCCGGACUUAGCAAGCAAGCACGAAACCACCACCCGGCCGAGCCAAGCUUUCACGCCCAUCGCACGUCCGCUGGCGUGCAACAAAGAGAGACGCGACUCGGACCAACUCCAAGUGCGGGGAUUACCAAUCGGACGGGAGCGUCCAUCUAUCGUAAAUGGCGCGUCUGGAAAGGCCGAGCUGCAAGGAAGAUGAGGGACGCAAGGGGAGGAGGAGGGUGUCGGUAUUACUCAGGUGGAGAUGGGGUUGCAUCUACCGACGCCACGGAUUGGAAACACAGGGAUCUUUCUUUUCUCUCUGUCUGUCUCUCUCACAGUGAGCACAGUCGAUUCAUCAUCAUUCAUCGAACGGCCCAGGCCUUGGCGGAGUUUAGGGCUGACGCGAGACCGUGGAUCCCUUUGGUUGGUCGGAUUAGAGUUGUCGCCGCACGGUAUCUCCUAUUCCCAUCUCAUCUCAUCUCAUCAUAUCUCACAGAGCAAAGGCCCUUCCUUUCCUUACUGCCGAUGGACGCCGGAUCUUGGAGCUAUUGAGCCACCGCUAACCAUGUGUUGCUUUGGAAUUACCCCGGCCGCUGUUAGCCAGAUACACCCCAUGUCGUCUCGUUUUGUGCUGGCUCGUGUGUGAAUGUACCGCGCCCUUCACUCUG
This is a messenger RNA of Ilyonectria robusta, 858 nucleotides long. RefSeq lists its product as uncharacterized. The transcript has a single exon. The record is from RefSeq and is a predicted model, not a curated record. The coding region runs from base 170 to 742 and encodes 190 amino acids. NCBI's taxonomy places the organism in Eukaryota, Fungi, Ascomycota, Sordariomycetes, Hypocreales, Nectriaceae.